AACCUGCUAAAGUCUUGCUACGACUAGAGAGCACAGAAGCGAUGAAGCCAAAAUCAAGACAACAACAUCAAAUCGAAAACAAGUCGACAACGUACGAAACUCACUACACUCAAGCUCUUGAAAACUUCUUCGCGAUCCAAUGGGGAAAACCCAAGCUGGCGGCACUAGACCCACUCAAGCACUUAGCAAAGUCGCAGACGGCGAUCCAGUACAAUUUCAGCUCUGACCCCGCUUCAUUAACUAGCCCAAUGCGGAGUUAUUUGGAACGGACAGCCGAGCUUCUCAAUACAACAGGCACCAACCUCCCUGCAAGUGACAACUCAAAACGAAAGACGAAGUCCAUAAUGGACCGUCUAAAUGGAUGUCAAAACAGGCUUCUAUAGGGUAAAUAAAAUCACAAAUAGAAGGCCAAAUCUCUCUCUGUGCUGUCAGCACCAACGUACAGUGCGUCGGCGUAGCCCCCGUAUACUGAACCGAGCAUGGUGCAGUAGGCACUAAGGAUGUUCGCGAGGUGGUCCGGUGAGUACAUCAACGGCGUUCACGUCGGCCAUGCCAGCCUCCAUAGGGGCUCCAUUUGAAGCCGACGUCCCUCACACGUUGCAGCAUGGGUGGAUUCCGUCCAAUCCGGCAUGAAGUUGUUCAAGGGUUGGACGUCAAGGUGGAGUACCGCAGCGCGCUACUUGUUAACGGUAGCCAGCAUAGCGGAUAAGCAGCCCACUGACUGCGUUCAUUUUGGUAUCCAUCUGACUCGGGUUGGCAGCUUCAGAUCAAGUGCGAGUGGCUGUGAAGACAAGGAAGAGAGCUACAGCAGCUUGCGUGGCGGUGAUGGUGGUCGUGAUUUAGUUGCGCUUAUUGGAUAUGGGAGGAAGACAGUAAAUUGAAUAGUGAGAUGUCCGGUGCAUAUUGAAGCGAUAUCCUGAGUCCGCCAUCGCUGUUUACCGCACGGUAUCCCGACAGUACGCGAGCUGCUACCUAAGCUCUGAUGUCCUCAAGAGCUCGCGUUUAUCGUUUCGGAUAACGAGAAGUUUUUCGGAGAUGUCGUUGUGGAUCUAGCGUCGUGGGACAGUGUGGAAGCCACAACAUGAGUCGUCACAAUGCAACCACGUGGCACAGCAUUGACAUGCCCCCUUUAAAUCACUGCUAAUGGUCC
Phytophthora nicotianae INRA-310 is the source of this 1150-nucleotide messenger RNA. RefSeq lists its product as hypothetical. The transcript has a single exon. Lineage: Eukaryota; Oomycota; Peronosporomycetes; Peronosporales; Peronosporaceae. The coding region runs from base 42 to 383 and encodes 113 amino acids. The record is from RefSeq and is a predicted model, not a curated record.